Messenger RNA from Cucumis melo (muskmelon), 3881 nucleotides. Its product is annotated as WD repeat-containing protein 26 homolog. Bases 558 to 1397 code for a protein of 279 amino acids. Gene Ontology annotation, molecular function: protein binding. The transcript is spliced from 3 exons. Lineage: Eukaryota; Viridiplantae; Streptophyta; Magnoliopsida; Cucurbitales; Cucurbitaceae. The record is from RefSeq and is a predicted model, not a curated record.
AUAAAGAAUAGAACAGUGGCUUUAGUUUUUCGUUUCAGCCAUUUAAGUGAAGGCCCAAACCAAGAACGAAGCAGGCCUCCCAUGGCGGCCAUGUUUCCAUUUUUCUCUGUGUUUUCAACUCUCUCUUUCGCUCUAUACAAAAACCUUUUGAUGCGGUUUCCUCCUCUAACAAAACACAAAUCCACUGAGCUUCUCUUCUUCCAAGUUCCAACCCACAAAAAUGCUACCGAGUCUUCCUUUUUCCUUCUUCAUUCUAUAACUAUAACCCAAUUCAUCAAUUCCAAUAAAUAUUUUAUCAUUUUUGAGUCUGACCCUUCUCACUCCAUCUUCUUCUUAACUCUUCUUUUUUUCCCUUCUUUUAUCUUCCUCUAUUAUUGCUCUCUCCUCUUCCUCCACAAAAUUCCCCUUCCCCUUCCUUUUCUUAUUGUUUUUUUCCCUUUCUGGGGUUGCUUUAUUUUUUCGGAAUCUUGCCUUCGAUCAUCGGUUGGUUGAUACUCUACUUGGUUGGUUCAUGGUUGUGUAAUUAUUAGAUAUAUAUGGAUUGAGCUAAACCUUUCAUGGGAUGUGUGGAGGAUGAAGAACCAACCUUGAAACGUAUGAAAGUAGCCUUUACAGAGUUAAGGGGUCUUUCCAACGGUUCAUCCAUUAUAGAGCGUGUAGGGGGUUCUUCUAGGGACUUGAUGACUAGACCCCUACCGUCUGAAGGAGAUAAUUGCAAGGUUAUUGGUUUGAGAGGAGUUAUUAGAAAAGAUGAGUUUGUGAGAAUAAUUGCUAAUGCUUUAUAUUCCCUUGGUUACAAGAAGAGCAGUGCUCUCCUUGAGGAAGAGUCUGGAAUAGCCCUGUAUUCUUCUACUGUAAAUAUAUUUAUGCGGCACAUUCUUGAUGGAAAUUGGGAUGAAAGCAUUUAUACAUUACGUAAAAUUGGUCUAUCAAAUGAAAGCAUGGUUAAAUCUGCCUCCUUUUUUAUACUAGAGCAGAAAUAUUUGGAGCUUUUGCAAGCUGAUAGGGUCAUGGAAGCUGUGAAGACAUUGAGGACUGAGAUAGCUCCCCUUUCUAUUAACAACAAUAGAAUACACGAACUUUCAUCUUUCAUCAUGUCUCCUUCACUGGGUGGUUUAACUGGUUCACCUGGUGAAGAGCAUUUGAGAGCUAAGUCUCAGACAAAAUUGCUGGAGGAAUUGCAGAAGCUUCUUCCACCGACAAUUAUGAUACCUGAAAAUAGGUUGGAACAUUUAGUUGAACAGGCUCUUUUGUUGCAACGGGACUCUUGUGUCUAUCACAAUGCUUCAGAUCAAGAAAUGUCAUUGUAUACAGAUCAUACUUGUGGGAAAAAUAAGAUACCUUCUCAAACUUUGCAGGUGUUACAAGCACAUAGUGAUGAAAUUUGGUUCUUGUAAUUUUCUCAUAAUGGGAAGUACUUAGCUUCAUCAUCUAGUGAUCUAUCUACAAUCAUAUGGGAGGUAUAAUCACUAUCACUUUAUCAAUACUCCGGUUUAAGUGAACUAUGUUCAUUUGGAAUGAUGUAAUUACUCUUUAUUUCAUUAUUUGCUCUGAUGGUCUUAUCUAGCAAACGCUUGUAUGGUUUUACCUGCAAAAAUCUUUAAGAUCCUACCAUCCCAGUUGAGAAAUAUUUACACAAAUGAUGAUUAUAAUUUUGAUUAUGAUUAUGAUUAUUAUCUUUGAACAUAUGCAAGUAUUUGGGUCAACUGAUACACACACUAGAUAGAACUGAGCUAAUCAAAGGUGACAACUGGUUGACCGUAUGAUAUUUGAUUACUCGAAAACUUGUUAGAUUUUAAUACCUCGAGUUUGUGGCCAACAUAGGAUUUGAACCAAUUUCUUUGGGGUGCAUUAAUUUUUUUCUCUUGCUUCGGUGACCACUGGGUCUAUGGUGAUUAGAUGAAUGGAAAUGGAAAACGUAUCGCAAGGCUACAUGAAAAGUACAAUAUCCAAGAGAGGUAACUUCAUUAAUACGUUAAUGAAGGCUACAUGAAGAGGACAUCCUUUCAUCGAAGUCGAUAGGUCUAUGACCGUUUCUUGAUUAGGUGUUUCAACCCUCUCCCUUUUCUUUAGAACUACACACAUCAAGCUUAUGAAGUUUGGUAAAAUUUACUCGCCUCUUGAAAAUUUAAUUUCAGAACCAAUUUUACUUGAGAGUUAUCUAUGUGUUCUGAUUGGGUUUACAUCACUCAUCAAUGGCCCUUGUAAAUAUUGAAUCAUUUGCGUGGCUUGAAACUAAGACUUAAGUCAUUAGAGUUAGUGAUAAUCUAUUUCUUGCAAUUGAAAACAAUAUCCUUGGUGCUUCAGUUCUAUCUACUAUGCCACUAUUCGCCACUGACUGGUGUGGAUUAAAAUUAUGCAGUGGUUUUGUUGUGGUCUCUGGACUUUCCUUUGGGUGUUGGACCAAUUUGGAAAUAAAUUUUGGAUUAGUUUCUUGUAUUCAAGUUAUGUAGUUUUUGAAGUCUACAUAAUAAUUAUAUGGUCUUUGAAGCAUAAACUAUAUGGUCACCAGAAACCCGUCUUCUUGGUUUCAUAGAGUCUUGAUGAUAGUCAGAUGCUAACCUGUGGGGUGGAGGAGGCCAUUAGGCUGUGGAAUUUUUCUUUCGGCAAGUGCCUCCAUGUUUAUGAAAAGGCUGGCUCUAGGUUGGUUUCUUGUGGAUGGUUUCCUGAUGGGAAGUCUAUACUAGCUGGUAUUAAUGAUAAAAGUAUCUACAUGUGGGAUUUAGAUGGCAAAGAGUUAGAUUCUUGAAAAAGGCAACGGAUUUUGAAGAUAUCAGAUUUAGAAAUAACAGAUGAUGGGAAGAAAAUUAUUUCUAUACGCAGAGAAACUGCAAUUUUGCUUCUUGAUAGGGAGGCAAAAAUGGAUAAAUUGAUUGAAGAAGAUCAAAUAAUAACUUCUUUUAGAGUGUCUAAAGAUAAUAAGUUCUUGCUGGUUAAUCUUCUGAAUCAAAAAAUCCAUCUAUGGAGUUUAGUAGGUGAACCUAAGCUUGUAUCGGAGUAUAAAGGUCAUAGGCGCACUCGGUUUGUUAUCCGGUCUUGUUUUGGAGGACUUGAGGAAGAUUUUAUUGCAAGUGGUGGUGAGGAUUCACAGGUAUGCAGAUCCUUUUGUCCUUUUAACAUUUUGAAAACUUUCUUUCUAUAUUGAGCCUAGAUUUUUAUUUUAUUUUAUUUUUAUCUACAACGUUACAUUUGGAUGAGUAUGCCAGCAGCAUGUCAAUGUUCAGGCACUAACACCUUGGGGAUGCGGAUGCAUGGAUGCUUUAUGUUGAUUUAUUUUUGGUUGUAGAAGAAAUUUCUUUGAGAUGUAUAAAUCUGGACAACUUCCUUGCAAGGGAGAUGUCUGUAUUUGUGCAUUUGUGUUUGAAUAGAGCGAUGCUAGUUGAAUGAAGGAUGACUUUGGUGACGUAGUUAGAUUGAGAACGCAAAUCUCCUCAGGAUCUUGAGUUUCUCCUUUCUGAACUUUUUGAAUAUCCUUUUGUAUGGCCCUAAUUGAUGGUUCUUCCUUGCUGUCCGUAGGUAUAUAUAUAGGGCGCUUAUAGAAUCGUUACCUGGUCACUCUGGUUCAGUUAAUUGUGUGAGCUGGAAUCCUACAAACUCGCACAUGCUGGCAUUGAUCAGUGAUGACCAUACGAUUAGAAUAUGGGGCUUAAAGGGACUAAACAUAAAAUGGAAUAGUGCGUACGGUCACGACGUCCACUAUUGCAAUGGUGAAACUGGAACUUAUUGAGAGGGAGGACUCACGGCCAUUCCCCGGUUAUUAUUCUUUUCUUCCCUCUCUGACAGUUGGCCCUGUAAAUACUUACUACAGUCACUUUUCUAAGAUUCAUGUUAAAUCUGAAUUAAGAAGUUUAUUUCUUAAAUGAAAAGUUAUUUCAAUGGUA